This is a messenger RNA of Scylla paramamosain (green mud crab), 5814 nucleotides long. RefSeq lists its product as uncharacterized. Lineage: Eukaryota; Metazoa; Arthropoda; Malacostraca; Decapoda; Portunidae. The record is from RefSeq and is a predicted model, not a curated record. Bases 429 to 2588 code for a protein of 719 amino acids. The transcript has 13 exons. Gene Ontology annotation, molecular function: protein binding.
GUGGGUCUUGUCCUGGCAACGCGUUCCUAGCAACUCGUCGCCAUGGUUACCGCGACGCUCGGUCUGUCAGUGGCGACCAGCUGAUUACCACUACACCCAAACGCGCUGCUGGCUCUUAGGGUGUAUCUGGCUGUGUUUUGGGUGUAGCGAGGUGUGUUCUCUACCCAGACGCUGGUUUCUUGUUGUGUAUCAGAGUGUGUUUCGUAAAGAGUGAUUCCGUCUUAUAAUAAAGAAAAAAAGUAUUUAUCGCUUGAACUUAGACAAAAAACAGUUAAGUGUCAGUCCACCUGAAAAAAAAAUAAUACGAGAUACAAUAAAGAAUAAAGCGCUUGCCGCCUGAGACUCUAAUGUUGUGAGUGGCGCGACAAGAGAGGCCUUCACGAGUUCACUAGCCACGCCUGGAGGAGCUGAGCGAGUCCCGGGCCACCAUGAAGCCAAACAAGAAGAUAAAGGACCUGCAGCUUCUCUCCACCAUCGGAUUCACUGGUAAAAUUGUGGGCGGGCUGCACCUUCAGAAAGAUCGCAGCUUAGUGUAUCCCCUGGGCGUAGGCGUGGGCGUGUGGGACAGAGCAGGGGGCCGCCACGCCAUCCUGCACGGCCACACACGCCCAGUCGUCGCCCUCGCUGUCUCCCGCUCCGGUAAAUUGAUCGUGUCAGCGCAGGACGGUGACCCCGGGUGCCAGGCGCGGGUGGUGGUGUGGCGCUACGAUGAGCGGCAGGAGUGUGGCAGUCACGAGGUGCACAGGGAGGAGGUGGCGGCUGUCGGGGUGUCAGCGGGGGAGGAGUACGUGGCCAGCCUUGGGGGACUCUCCGAUGGGUACCUUGUCCUGUGGCACAUCCCGACGAAGACCCCCGUUUGCAGUGUUCAGGCGGCCGAGCCAGGGAUGGGCGUGGCCUCGCUCCUGUGUAUGGCCCCACACACGCCCACACUCAUGUUGGUGGGGGGACAACGCAUCCUGAAGGCGUGGUCCCUUGAUCCUGCCACUAACAGACUCACACCCACGUCCAUCUCCCUCGGUCUCACUGAGAGGAACUACACCUGCUUGAAAGUGGAUGAGGCUGAGGAGUUUCUGUUCGCGGCCACCACCACCGGGGACGUGGUCAAGGUGCGGCUCAACAAGUCCCCCACGCCAGGCUGCCACCCGUCCCCCGUGCUGGUGUCUGUGAUGGCGCCCCGACCCACCCCCACGCCCGGCGGCCCCAGACUCACGCGCGCCCCCACGCCCGGUCUCCAGGCCAUGGCGGUGCUGCCCAACGGUGAUCUGCUGGUGGGCGACGUGGGCGGUUACGUGCGGGCGUACCGACAACUGCAAGAUGUAACAGAGGAAGGACGGCCAGCGUGCCCAGCGCCACCACGCGCCCAUGGCACUGUUAAGUACACGCACCCAAAGGACCCCACCAGGCCCAUCCUCGUGCAGGUGUGGGCGGUGGAGGUGGGCGCUGCGCUGACUUCCCUCAGUGUGGUGGGGCAGGAGGUGGUGCUGGGGACAGUCUCCUCAGAUAUCUACCAACUCAAGCUAUUCUUUCAACCCCAAGAUCUCAAUCAAACCAAAUGCAACAAGACGCGAGUGGAGUUUCAAGAUCAAACGAAAAACCCAAGAGAAAGAAAAGGUUUUCGAGAGAGAAACGUGACGCAGCGAAAGCAUUCCAACUCCACCCACCCUCGUCAGGGCGCCCUCAAGCUGGACUCUGUGGCACCUGAGCUACACCUGUUAUCAACCUGCCAUUCAGAACCUAUCAAUGACGUCACAUUCCCAAGAGGCGUGGACCAGCUGGUGGUGUGUGGAGGUAUGGGCGGCGUGAGGGUGUGGAACGUGGCUUCCCUACAGGAGUUACUGAGGGUGGAGCUGCCGGGGAUUGUGUGCUACUGCUGCUGUGUGUCUCCCUCCCUGCACACCAUUAUCACAGGGUGGAGUGACGGUCGGCUGCGUGGACUGGGCGCAGAGAGCGGGCGUGUGGUGUGGGUAAUGGAUGACGCCCACCACGCAGGCGUCAACACAAUCUGCGUUCUUAAGAGUGGGAAGCUCGUUUCUGGAGGCCGCGAUGGACGGGUGCGUGUGUGGGCAGUGGAUGGGAGUAGAGUCAACAUGGAGGCCUCACAGAAGGAGCACCGCGGGGAAGUGACGCACCUCGCCCUGGCACCCAUGGAGACUCGGAUCCUGUCCUGCAGCGGAGACGGCUCCUGCAUCCUCUGGAGUCUGCCGGAGCUUGAGCGCAUAUACCGCCUCACAGCCCACACGGUGUUCCUGGGCGGGCAGGUGCUGGCCAGUGGCGAGGUGGUGACAGUGGGCAGUGACGGGUCCGUGAUGGUGUGGGACAGGCAGGAUGGGGUGCUGCUGGCAGAUCUUCCAGCCUCCAGCAAGCCCAUCACCACCGUCACUGCCUCCAGGGAUGACGCCGCCUUGGUCACAGCAGGCGAAGACGCGACCAUCAGGGUCUGGAAUUGGAGCAAGGGUCGGGUCACACAUGAAGGUCAUGGCCACAGUGGGUCCAUCGCCAAGGUGGACCUUUCAUCAGAUGGCAAGGUCCUCGCCUCAGUGGGAGAGGAUGGAGGAAUAUUCUUUUGGAAGAUGCCAGAGAGAAGGUGAUCCAGUGCAGCCUUGGAGUUAAACUGGUGCUCUUGUUCCCUCUUAUCCUCCACAACACAGACAUAAAGCACACCAUGUCCUUAUGCAGGGUAUCUUAUAUAUAUGCACUGACUUACAGGACUUAUAUCUUGUACAUGCAUUGACUGAUGAAGUUGUAUGUGCAAGGAGCAUUCAUAGCUAUAAUGAUAAAUAUGAUAAUUUAACUUUAAAAGAUGGGACAUUGUGAGCUUGACUCAGUCCUGUAAGGAUACAAUUAUGUAAGAACAAUUGGGUAAGAAUACCCACACCUCCUUUCCAGGGAAGCUUCAUUGUGUAUCUUUAUUACUGGAUACAAGGAAAUAUUUCCACCACUGAGCACUGCUGGCCUCGUGACUCUUCCAUGACUCAUUUUGUACGUUUUCAGGAUCAAAAUGAAAGAAUGAAAAAAAAAUGUGAAGUUUUAUUUAGCAAGAAUCCCACAUUAAAGUACAAGUCUGAAUGGAGUAAAGUUUAGGUAAAAGCCACAUAAGGUACUGAAGCAAACCUCCCAAUAGAAUCUUUAAUACAGACAGAACUUUGUAUAUGUAUAUAUCCUGUAAUUGGCAUGAAAAUACAGAGUAAAAGUGUGACAGGCAGUACACUACAGGUUCUCCCUUCACUGUCACAAAUGGUCAACAGUCACACACCACAGCCAAAAACACAUGCGGCUCAACACACUCACCAACACAGGCAACACACUCACGCAUCACUUCACACAGAGGUUCGGCACAGCACUUGUAAGGGACACGCUGCACCUGUGUUGUAAUACUGACACCACGGUGGCUGUGUCCUUGGCAGUAUCAUACAAGUUAAACAUGCUUGGGAGUGGUCAGUUGUAGAUAAGAAGUUACAAAUGCGACUUGAAACAAUAGUUGAGGAAUUGGAAAGUUGUCCACCACUCACAAAGACAAAGUUAUCACACGAGUUACACAGGCUUGAGGAUUAGAGUCAGUUGUGGAUCAGAACAAGACUGGAGACUAUAAUCAACCCAUGAGAAAACUGCCUGCCAUUCAUUACCAGAAGUGAAUAACCAGGAUGAAUAAUCCUUGUAGAAAUUGGAGUCAAGUACAUCAGGAGCUUGUAAGAAUGAAAGUUAUACAUUCUCAUUAAUACUAUCCAUCAGAAAGUCAUCAGGCGUCCUAUACAAAGUUAUCACCCAAGUUAAAUAUGCUUGGGAAGUUGGAGUUACGUAGAUCAGGAAGAGGAAACUGGAAAUCACCACUAACCAUCUGAAGGUUGUCCAGCAUCCAUCACCAUAACACUGAUCACUCACUGAGACGUCAAAUCUCCAAUGUUCUCCCUAUCUACACGCCUGUCUCUGGUAUUCCUCUCAACAGGUUUUACAUCUUGAGAGUGUACAAACCCUCUCAAUAUUUAUAUAUUUCUACUUCUACAUCACAUUCCCUUAACCUCAUUACCUGCAUGAGGGAAAUACUUAUCAUUGGUUUAAGGAAAAGUUAGAAAAUAGAAAAAAUUUUAAACAAACAUGACAUACAUAUAGCUUACAUAUUACAAUUAUAGUUACACAUAUAAAUGCAGAUUCUUACAUUUCUGAAUGUAACAGAAUAGAGAUUUGAAAAGUACUGAAUCAUGUCAUUUGAUAUUAUACUCAUACUGAACCAAUGAAUUCAAUAGUAAUGUAGUAGUGUUAAGAAUAAAGGUAUAUAGAAUUUUUUUUUUUUUUGAGAGGAAGGGAUGUGAUGUAUGUGAAGAACUUAGGAAACAAAACCAGUGAAAGGUACUGGGUUUGGUCAUUUUGAUAUAUCUGCUAUACUGAGAACUGAAUAAUGUUAGUGAAAGAAUAAGGUGAAUAAGCAUGGAUGUUAUUUGAGAGAAAGGGUAACUCUUGCACAGAAAUUAAGAAAGAAAGGUUAGAGGAAAUAACGUGAUGAGAAAUUAACUGUUUCUCUUGUCAUAUCUGUAGUAAAGGUAAAAUUAGUGAAACACUUGCACAUCAGCAGCCUUUCAAGAAGAGACAACGUUAAAGCAAAACAGUUAGUAACCAGUUAUAACUUCAUUCCUUAAAUUUCUUACUUUAGUACAAAGAAACCUGAGCUCACACUGAACACACACACACACACACUCCAGAUACAUACAUUUAAAUGCCACUAUGAACACUGUCAUUCAUUUCAUCAUGUAGAUAAAUAAGAAACUAGUUACCAAACACUAAUAUUCAAUAAAAGCCAAAACUUGAACACACCGGCAAACUGAAUCACUAAAGCGUUUUAUAUUCUCAUGAACUUUAUUCUCUCUUAAGGAGUUUUAAAGGCCAUUGAGAUCAUUUAGGUCCUUGUGGUUAUUUUUGUAAUAUUUUUUGUUAUUUUUUUAUGCAAAAAGGUCACUGGCAAAGGGGAACAAAAUAUCAGGAAAAAAAGGAUCAUUUAAUUGCCAGUUCCCGAAAGACUGCCUAACGGUCCAAUAUUCUUAUUAAAUUAUCUUUAGAGCCUCGGAAAUGAAUGGUGAUUCUUAUGUCAAAUUUGUAUACAUUAUUUAAAGCUAAAGUGGUUAUUCAUUUAAAAAUAUAAUUGAAUCAAUGUGUUAAUAACUAAGAAAAGAUAAUUAUGCUAAAGUUUCAUUCACCCUCACUCAUUUACUGGUAUUUUCCUUAUGUAUACUUAUUGUGAGGUUCUCCCACAAUAUACUACAUCAUAUUAUAAAAAAAAAUUCUAUAAUCAAAGACACUUCAUCAAACAACACUGUAUUCUGUAGAAUCUUGAAGAGAAAAGCUGAUUUCAACUCUCAUUUCUCUGUGAUCCUGAAGACUAGACAAAAAAGACAUGGGAAAAACAAAUGAUAAAUAACACAGAAACAUAACAAAGAAUCCACCGGACAACAUAUUGCUCUUCAUUACAUGUUUGGUUUGUUCACUCUUCUCAUUUCAAACACACACACAUAGACACACACACACACAAUUUGAUCAGAGAAAUUAUAUCUAGUGGACUAAAAUGAUUGACAAACUGGAAGUACUAGAAUUCUCAAAAGGCCCAUCCAUGUACAAGAGUAACAGGGACGAAUCUUUUCCCUGCCCUGAAGACCACAAACACUGAUAAUGAACUUCAUUCUACCCUUUACACAGAACAAACACCCUCUUGCACCUCUUUAAACCUGACACACCUGGUAUACACACACACACACACACACACACACACACACACACACACACACACACACACACACACACACACACACACACACACACACUCAUACA